CUCCUCCUCCUCCUCCUCUCCCUCUCACCUUCUCCUUUGCUUUUACUGCUUCUCCUUCUUGCCGUACCUCCCUCCAUCUCUCCAUCUCUCCCUCUUUCCACCUUCCUCUCAUUCCCACCUUGGACCCAGCCUCGGCCUCUCCCCUUCGCCACCCUUCUCGGUCUCCCCGCGGUAGCGGCGGCAGCCCUCCCUGGGUCUGCGCCUUGCUUUGUGCCCCUCUGCCUCAGUGUCCUCGUCUCACUCUCUCCCCCACGCCCCUCCCGGCUCAGCGCCUGGCGGCCUGGCCCUGGGGGAAGGAAGGAAGGAUGGUUCCCGAGGUAAGGGUCCUCUCCUCCUUGCUGGGACUCGCGCUGCUCUGGUUCCCCUUGGACUCCCACGCUCGAGCCCGUCCAGACCUGUUCUGCUUCUUCCACGGGAAGAGAUAUGCCCCCGGUGAGAGCUGGCACCCCUACUUGGAGCCACAGGGCCUGAUGUAUUGCCUGCGCUGUACUUGCUCUGAAAGUGCCCAUGUGAGUUGUUACCGCCUCCACUGCCCGCCUGUCCACUGCCCGCAACCUGUGACUGAGCCACAGCAGUGCUGUCCGCGGUGUGUGGAACCUCACACCCCCUCUGGGCUCCGGGCCCCCCCAAAGUACUGCCAGCACAAUGGGACCAUGUACCAACACGGAGAGAUCUUCAGUGCCCAUGAGCUGCUCCCUUCCCGCCUGCCCAACCAGUGUGUCCUCUGCAGCUGUACUGAGGGCCAGAUCUACUGCGGUCUCAUGACCUGCCCAGAACCAGGCUGCCCCGCACCUCUCCCGCUGCCUGCAUCCUGCUGCCAGACCUGCAAAGAUGGGUCAAGUGAGAAGUCAGCAGAAGAGGACACCACACAGUCACACCGUGGGGUGAGACACUCCCAGGAUCCGUGCUCAGGGGACAGUGGGAGAAAGAGAGGCCUGGGCACCCCAGCCCCCACUGGCCUCAGCUCUCCUCUGGGCUUCAUCCCUCGCCACUUCCGACCACAGGGGGCAGGCAGCACGACAGUCAAGAUUGUCCUGAAGGAGAAACAUAAGAAAGCCUGCGUGCACAGUGGGAAGACAUACUCCCAUGGGGAGGUGUGGCACCCAGCUUUCCGCUCCUUUGGACCCCUGCCUUGCAUCUUGUGCACCUGCCAGGACGGCCGCCAGGAUUGCCAGCGGGUGACCUGCCCCACUGAGUAUCCCUGCCAUCACCCUGAGAAAGUAGCCGGGAAGUGCUGCAAGAUUUGCCCAGAGGACAAGGCAGAUCCUGGUCACAGUGAGAUCAGUGCCACCAGGUGUCCGAAGGUGCCAGGCCGGGUCCUCGUCCACACAUCAGUAGCUCCAAGCCCAGACAACCUACAUCGCUUUGCCCUCGAGCAUGAGGCCUCUGAGCAGGUGGAGAUCUACCUCUGGAAACUGAUAAAAGAUGAGGAAACUGAGGCUCAGAGAGGUGAAGUACCUGGCCCAAGGCCACACAGCCAGAAUCUUCCACUUGAUUCAGAUCAAGAAAGUCAGGAAGCAAGACUUCCAGAAAGAAGGCACAGAACUUCCGGCUACUCACCAGCACCCAUGAAGGUUACUGGAAUGUUUUCCUAGCCCAGACCCCGGAGCUGAAGGUCACAGCCAGUCCAGACAAAGCAACCAAGACCUUGUAAUGAAGACCUAAGCAGUUGCAGAUACGAGCUUUACCAUUUUUGUUGUUAUAUAUUAAUAAAUGAUAAGUUGCAUUACUCCUCA
Messenger RNA from Canis lupus familiaris (dog), 1736 nucleotides. RefSeq names its product chordin like 2 (gene CHRDL2). The coding region runs from base 306 to 1595 and encodes 429 amino acids. Lineage: Eukaryota; Metazoa; Chordata; Mammalia; Carnivora; Canidae. Gene Ontology annotation, molecular function: protein binding. The transcript has 12 exons. The record is from RefSeq and is a predicted model, not a curated record.